This is a messenger RNA of Aspergillus mulundensis, 1872 nucleotides long. Its product is annotated as DUF3176 domain-containing protein. The transcript has a single exon. Lineage: Eukaryota; Fungi; Ascomycota; Eurotiomycetes; Eurotiales; Aspergillaceae. The record is from RefSeq and is a predicted model, not a curated record. Bases 1 to 1872 code for a protein of 623 amino acids.
AUGUCCUGCCACAGCAACAGCUCUGCUACUCUUGCAAACAACCCCGAGUGCGAACUCCUUCCUGUAACGGGCACUCCGCCACCACCCGCGCCCGAGCCCGCGAAACCACAAACCCCCCCGGGCUUGUUGCUACGAGUCCUCGACACCUGGUUCUACGAGAUCAUCGCCAUGCUCUUUAGCAUAUCUUCCAUGGUCACCGCGCUUGUUAUACUCAAAGUCUACGAGGGAAGAGCACAGCCCAGGUUCGCGUACGGAUUGACGCUGAACGCUCUCAUCUCUCUGCUUGCUACCGUGUGCAAGUCCUCGCUGGUAUACGUCGUUGGCGAGUGCAUUAGCCAGUUGAAGUGGGUUUGGUUUCAUCGAGGGAAGAAAAAGAAGGCACUGGGUGGGAUACAACUGUUUGACAGUGCCAGUCGGGGCCCGCUCGGGUCACUCUUCGUUCUGAUGCAGCACAAAGGACAGUCAUUUGUCUCGAUCGGGGCCCUAGUCAUCGUCCUGGCGCUGGCAUUCGACACGUUCAUGCAGCAAGUUGUGAGGCAUCCGUUGAGGGAAAUCGAAUCCCGACAGGACAGUCGCGCAGCAGCCAAUCAAUCCAUGGGAGUCAUCCCAGACGCUCUGGCAGAUGACACUGAGAAGCUCAUCUAUACCGGGCUGUGGGCCUAUGACUUUGAGGUCAGGCCGACCUGCCCGUCGGAGAAUUGCACCUGGUCCUCAUUCCCCUCUAUCGAAAUGUGCAGCCAUUGUGAAGACUACACCGAUCGUGCUUCUUUUGGAAAUUGGGCCUUACCGAUGGUAAACAUAAGCCAUAACGGGACUUUCACUGCAUCGUUCACUAUUGACCUCCCAGAACAUAAGCUCCCUGGUAACCAUAGCAUUAGCGUGCUGGCCGGCGGAGGUGCGAAACGGUCAAUAUAUCUGGACUUCCCCCACCACAUACUCUGGCAGCCGUACCAGUACUACGACGGGAGAUCGACUGACAGAACAGUCCUGGGUGUCAAACAUCCACUAACGACCAUAUCCUAUGCUAAUGUCGUCAUUCCCAAGAGACGCGUGGCAGUGGAGAAUGAUAUGCUGGACUUGGGACAGACAUUCACCCUGGCCAAAGUCACACACUGUGUGCUCUCCCCCUGCCUGAGGACAUAUGACAUAUCCAUCACCGGCGGGAGACCGUUCAUCAACGUCUCUUCUCCGGACUGGGGCGAGCGGCAUUCCGCCCCGGAGAGACGGUCAACAACGUGCUGGAAAUCCUCACACAGCGGAACCGUCUUCAACUGGGAAAAUGUUUCUUACACCGGCCGCGUCGACUUCUCUGAGCUUGCCUUCUGCACCGAAGGCGACUACGGUCUUCGCCACUACUUCGUUGACACCAGGAGACAGAAAAACUCCUCGAACGGCGUAGUCGAAUGGGAAGCUCCAGCUUACCGCGGCCCUCAACUGCUCAGUGACAUCAAGACACCCGUCCUCGACAGAGUGGAAGCCCUAGGGCUGCAACCGGUGAUGCACAAUAUCGCGGCCUCGUUCACCAGAGCAGCUCUCCUGGCCAACAAUGCCAGCACAACAAACUACGGCACCGUCUACUCCUACCGAGUCUAUGUUUGCGUCGAGUGGAUCUGGACCGUUUUCCCCGUGGCUCUGGUUGUCCUUGGCGCAUGCUUUCUGGUUAUCACCAUCCUCAUCAACAAGCGCCAGAGACUUCGUUUGUGGAAAUCCUCUGUUUUGGCUGUCCUGUUCCACGGCUUGGAUAGCAUGCCAGAGACUGUUGGCGAUGAUUACUUUGCUACAGCGAGCUCGAUGGAGCAGACUGCAAAGGGGCUUGAAGUGCGACUGGAGACGGUAGAUUCGCGGAGGGGUUUGAUUUUGAAUAGGAGCUAG